This is a messenger RNA of Trematosphaeria pertusa, 1533 nucleotides long. RefSeq names its product cytochrome P450. The record is from RefSeq and is a predicted model, not a curated record. The transcript has 3 exons. Gene Ontology annotation, molecular function: monooxygenase activity; oxidoreductase activity, acting on paired donors, with incorporation or reduction of molecular oxygen; iron ion binding. NCBI's taxonomy places the organism in Eukaryota, Fungi, Ascomycota, Dothideomycetes, Pleosporales, Trematosphaeriaceae. The coding region runs from base 1 to 1533 and encodes 510 amino acids.
AUGGCAGUUCCAGCGACUGUCGUGCUGGGAGCGUUGGCGUUGGUCCUGUGGACUGUAUACGUAGCCCUAUGGCGCCUCUUCUGGAGUCCUUUGAGCAAGUUCCCGGGACCCAAGCUAGCCGCCUUAACGCUAUGGUACGAGUUCUACUUCGACGUGAUCAAAGGCGGCAUGUACAUUUGGGAAAUCGAGCGCAUGCAUAAGAAAUAUGGCCCCGUUGUACGUAUCAGUCCAUACGAAUUGCACGUUAGCGAUCCGGAAUUCUACGACGAGAUAUACGCGUCGAGCGCGCGCCCGAGGGACAAGUAUCCGUGGCAGAUCAAAAGCGGAGAUUCCGCACAAGCUAUGGGCUUCACGGUUUCGCACGAUCUUCACCGCCUGCGCCGACAAGCGGUGGAUCGGUAUUUUAGCACGCGAAGCGUGACCCAGCUCGAGGGAGUUAUUCAUCAAAAUAUUGAGAAACUAUGCAAGCGCAUGGAUGAAUACAAGAAGAAUGAGACCCCUAUCAACUUCACGCUGGCCUUUUUAGCACUUACCAUGGAUAUCAUCGAAGCGUACUCUUUCGGUCGCUCGCAGAACCUAUUGGACCAGCCUGGAUUCUCGCCGGAGUGGAGGGAUGCGAUCACUGGUAUCAUGGGCAGUACUUCUCUGCUCAAUCACUGUGGUUGGAUCCCGAAAGUUGUGCGACUUAUUCCGGAGAGCGCGCUUGAAGGUGCUGAUCCGAAUAUUGCAAUGAUGCUGAGGCUGAAGAAGGCAAGCACUCUCAAAUUCAGAAUAAAGCGUCUAGUUGAGAGCACGGCAGGUUUAAAAGCCAAUGAAUCAGAGAAGAGCCCCACUCCUCACACGAUCUUCGAAGAAAUCCGAAAUGACGAGGAACUCCCACCUCAGGAGAAGGCAGCCGAUCGGCUCACAGAUGAAGCCACGAUCCUGGUUAUUGCCGCCUCGGAAACGCCUGCCAAAGUUCUUUCGCUCAUUAUGUUCCAUCUGCUAAAGCAUCCGGAUGUGCUGGCAAAAGUAAAGGAAGAACUGUUAACGCUCUCUCUGCCCGCCGACAGAAAGAUACCCUCGCUUCGCCAGGUCGAGCAGCUCCCCUACCUCUCAGCCGUUAUCAAAGAAGGGCUCCGCUUACAUGGCGGAAUCGUAGCCCGCAGCCAGCGCAUUUCUCGGAACGAGACACUGCGCUGUGCCGGGUAUGAUAUUCCUCCCGGCACGCCUCUCAGCUGUUCUUCGUAUUUCCUCCACCGCAAUCCCGAGAUCUUCCCAGAGCCUACCAGUUUCAGACCAGAGCGCUGGUUGGACUCGGGCCACCAGCUCGACCGCUAUCUGGUGGCUUUCGGCAAAGGUACGAGGAACUGCGUCGGGAAGAACUUGGGCCAGGCUGAGCUCUAUCUCACCCUUGCGGCAAUCAUCCCCAGGUUUGCCUUCAGCCUUGUUGAUACUGAUGAGCGGGACGUGGAGAUCGGGCGGGAUUGGUAUGUCAUGCAGCCGUUGCGGCGCAGCGAAGGAGUCCGAGCUAUGGUCACCGACGGUAUAUGA